Messenger RNA from Cydia strobilella, 6987 nucleotides. RefSeq names its product transmembrane protein adipocyte-associated 1 homolog. The transcript has 6 exons. Gene Ontology annotation, biological process: G protein-coupled receptor signaling pathway. Gene Ontology annotation, molecular function: G protein-coupled receptor activity. Gene Ontology annotation, cellular component: plasma membrane. Lineage: Eukaryota; Metazoa; Arthropoda; Insecta; Lepidoptera; Tortricidae. The coding region runs from base 296 to 1381 and encodes 361 amino acids. The record is from RefSeq and is a predicted model, not a curated record.
UUUUUUUUUUCAUAUACAUAAAACUACGUACGAAUGAUUUCCCAAUUUGAGCGAUGGCAGUAAUUUUCACAUUGAUAACUUGUUACAUCGCUUACGUUUCGUAAUUUGUAGCACAGUAGAAAGCCAAGAUAAAGGAAACCGAAGUGUUAUGAAUAAGAAGAGAGAAUUAUGAAGAAGAAGAUGUUGACGUAGGGAGAGGUAUCACUAACUCGAUUACUCAAAUUGAGUUAUGAUUCCUUUGCAUGGGGCUCCAAUGUUUUUCUAAUUAGAAAAAAAUAAAUGGCAACGCACUAAAAUGUGGCACUUUGAUGUGAUGAACGGGUCCGAUUUGCCUCCAGUAAGCGAGGAUACAUUUUGUAAACACAUUUUAAAUUCGAGGAUAAAUAACUCAAGGGUCCGAAUUUGGGAUCUGAUUAUACUGAUACCGAAUGCUCUGUUCGUGCUGUUCCUAGUGUUGAGGUUUAAUAAGGCGCAGCUGAAGCUGCGAGCGACGAGUAGCCCGAUAUUCCUGACUUUUUAUUCGUUGGUGUGGGGCAAUGUUAUAAUAAGUGUGGUGAGAUGUGCGGUGGCGAUGACGCUGAAUGCCCCCAUGCCGCUGGGCGGGCAAGUGGAUAAGGUGUUGUGGGUCAUGGUGAAAUUUUUUUUAUUUGCAACCGAGAUGAGUGUUGUAAUCUUCGGUUUAGCAUUUGGUCACAUGGAUAGCCGGAGCAGUAUAAGAUAUGUCCUGAUGGCGACCUCGUUCAUAUCUCUGGCUUUCACUAUAACUCAAGGAACGUUGGAGUUCAUGAAGACUGACGAUGACACGCUUAUAGCUGGCGAUACAGACUUGUUUGAACAUGGCGGAGUACUGUUCUGGUUCACUUCGUCGCUUGUGUUUGCAUUCAUAUAUUUUCUGAUAUUGAUAUUGCCCUGGACACCACUAAGAGAAUAUUUGGCAUUACCAACGAAACUGUCCUUUUACCUAUACAUCCUUCUACUGGCGCUCCUCGACGCGACGCAGGCCGCCGGCGCGGGCUUGCUACUAUGGGGCCCUAUACCCUCAGGGCUGUGCGUCGUGGACGUGACCACGUGGCUGUACUACUCGCUCUACACGCCGCUCGUGUACCACACGUUCCUCAGCGAGUUCUUCAGUGUAUCCCAGCCAAGCAUCAUGUUCUCAUACAAGGCGCAGAUGGACGAACCUCUCGACGACGACCAGGUGUCGCUGCCGCACCAGCAAAGCUUCAGCUCGCUCAAGACCGAUUCCGAUUACAUCUACCAGCAGAGCAACAGCGUGUACGACAGCACGCUGUUCGAGGCGGGCGGCACCACGCCCAUGAACCCCGUGUACUCGGCCUCGCUGCAGAGCCCGGACUCCAUCGCCUCCGCCCAGUCCACAUAACGAUAAGGCCACUCACUCAUCCAAAGAUAUUAGUGAUAACUGAUUGAUUAAUUAGGUGCGGACGACGUUUUUGGGACAUCUUGUGAAUGUGCAAUUUUAUUUUUGACAAAAAAGAAAGUGCAGUCUGAACCUUGCUUUUGAAACUAUACUAAAACGACAUUUAUUUAGGGUGGCUCAAAAAACUACUAAUUCUUCAGUUAGGGACGCCUCUUAAUUCUUUUACUGUCCUAAAAUUGUAAGUCUCUAGCUGCUGUCUAAGGGUGUGGUCAAUGGGGGCGAAUGUGAACAAAAUGUUAAAAUUUCAAUUUUCAAAAAUUGAGGGGUUCCCAAAAAAAAACAGAAGAAAGUGUUUUUUGAACCAUCCUAAUGAUUGUAUAGUAUAUUGGCCAGUUAGGAUCUCAGAUAUUAAAAUAGCUUAUAAAAAAGAUUUUUAGUUCGGACCCAAAACCAUAUCAACAUGCAAAUCAUCUACUUAUAUUGAUGAAGAAAAAAAUGCAUUCAAUCUAAUGUUAACAUAUUUUUACCCCAAAAACGUUAACGUCUGCUUAGUACCGUCAUAAAAAAAGAAAUAAUAAGACGCACAAAACGGUAAAAAUAUUGUCAAUUGACAUACAUAACGGUUUCGACCGCCGAACUAGAUCUCGUCACGCUUAAAAAUCUAGCUUCAGCAUACUGUGCGAGGCCAUUUUGAACCGCUUUUAGCGUCUUAUUAUUCCUCUGUCUAUGUUACCGUGUAACGAUUAGGAUUAAUAUAGUGCUACUUAAACUACUAUCUCGAUCCAUUUUUAAAAUUAUUUUCUAUUGACGAUUAUGUAAAUACAAUUUAUUUUUGUGAUAUCGUGAACCAGUGAUCUAACGAAUGACGAGACUUCGACACCGUGUCUGCUUAUCGGUUAUCACAUUGAUGUAACGCACGCCGCUCCGGUGUGGGAGCGAAACAGCGCUAUACAAAUACGGUGUAUUUUUUUAGUAUUAUCUUUGCAAGAUGGAUAUAUUAUACAAGUCACACUGAAUAACUUUAAAUAUCGGCACAACCUUGAAAUCGUCAAAGAAAAUUGUGUUUCAUACUCGUACUUAUACAUUUUGGGUUUUUGCCUUUUUGGCAGAUCAGAUGUUCGCGUUUUCUAUGGGAGAGCCAAUAUUUUUCGCGAUUCCCAUAGUAUAAAGUAGAUCAGUAUGAUGUAUACAUUCACCUCGCAAAAUAUGGCUAAGGGUUAAAAAAGAUCUUGUAUAGGUGUACCAGCUGUAAAAGUGCAUACCCACUUUAUGAAUAAACCCAUUCAUAACGUGGGUAUGCACUUUUGCAGCUUAUAGUACCGCUCGCACACCGUAGCGGCGUUGAUCCGCAUCCACUGUGAAGACCGCCCAAUAUAAUGGAUCCAUCCAUAUGACACUAGGUACAGAUGUAGUGUAUAAUUGUUUUCCAUAGUAUUUUUACGGAAACGUACGAACGUGUCUUGCUAUUUCCGUCAGUCUCGGUACAAAAACUACUGACGUUUGACUGAAGUAGCAUGACAAAUACGAACGUUUCCGAGAAAAUACGAUGGAAAACAAUUAUGCACUACAUCUGUAUGUUAGCUAGUGGCUUAAGGUAAUAUGUAAACGAUGCUGUGGCAUAGAUUUUUGUAAUUUCAACGUCUCUUCAGACGUUGCCUUGCCGCUUGAGAUUCAAUGCGCUCUAUCGUCCAGUUUGACUGAUUUGCAAAUUCGAAACUAAACCAACUCAAAUUGUCGCUAUAGCGUAAGACACAUCGCGUUAUUGUUAUUAUAACACGCUGUUAGUAAAAGAAUAUCCGAUUACACAUCGACGUGUAAUUUACGCAAAUUUUUACUCAGUAUAUUUUGUUGUUUAGUUUAUUUAUUUUAUAUUUUGCUUUACAUUUGCCCUGAGCAGGCAACCAAUCCAAACAACUUCAGGCGCAGUUAUACUGCGUCGAUUCUUGGUCGUUCGCCGCUUCGAACAAUGUCAGUUGACUUUCAACUUCUUACUUAAUUCGGCGACCGCAUUACAAGGUGAAUGACCCAGUGUGAUUUUUGAUACCCUUAAUUUAUCCGCCUAUAAUAUAUACAUGUCAUUGAUUAUGGUUGGUAGUCACUGACAACUUAUAAAUCGUGUUUUUAAUUUAGAUUCUACCGCGUCUCAUUCCGUUGAAUAUUGCAAGUUUUCCAUGCUCGUGGUAUAAGACGUAAGAAUAUAUAUUUGACAUUUAUGAAUUGACCCUUUAUUAAUUUUAUUAUAUAUCUGAUGCUAAAGACUGUCUCUUACGGUAGUUAUGCUAAUGUAGCCCUUCGCUAUUGAUGGUGUAUUUCGAAAUUGCAGUUAGUUAAGCAAAGACCCAUUUCAAUUUUGAUUCUACUCCAUCCAGUAAUAAGAUAGGAUAGCUAAUCAAGUCAAUUUGUGAAUGAAUUCGCCUUUCAAUAUAAAUUAAGUCCUAAGCAUUAGGACAACGCGGUAAGCAUAAUCUAUCUCUCGCGAAAAAUCACUUAUAAGUGAUUGUAAGGUCUAAUUAGCACAUAUUUUUUUAUUAUUAUUCACAACGACGGGACUUAAUCGCGUAAAAUAAGUUUUAAAUUUACCUCCGACGUUUUGAGGACGGCGUUGUCCCCGUGGUCUCGGAGAAGACGCACAUAUUUUUUUGUCAUUAGCACCCAGUAUGCAGUUUAUUGUCACUUUUGUAAUUAUAUAAGGCGUGCUAAUGAUUAGAACUGGGGCGCGUUUUAAGUUUGUCAUGUAUAUAAACGCAAUAUUUCACGUCGUCACCAUGUAUGGCCAUUUUGUUAGAAGCGUUUGGUCAGUAAAGUGCGAGUGCCAGACUUUGAGCAUCAUUUGUGACUUUUAUAUUGCUUUAAGACAAUUGGUCCCAUACAGACAUUUAAUCCUCAAAACAAACCUGAUCGACUGAUAACAUUAACAAAAAUUUUGUUAAACUGAGGGUAUUCUCAUUUAACGCGCCUAGUUGGAGCAUAACCUAGAUAAGUAAAUUUAAACUUGUCCGUUUUUCUGUUUUUAAAUUUAAUCAGAGAAAAUGGUACCUAUUGAACUUGAGAAAAUAAUUGCUAUAUUUUCCAUGAAGAUUAUAUUAUAACUUCGUUCCAAUAAAUUGGUAUAAAACAUAUGUAGUAGUCACAUUAAAUAAACCCCCCUUUUGCUCUCUGAUCCGGUGGAUUUAAGAAUGACAUUUUAUAGAGCUUUAUUGUAAAAUGUACUAAACUUAAAGGCUAAUUGGAAAAGAAUCUCAAAGUUCAAUGUGUCGCUUAAUUAUUGUCUAGAUAUGUUAUGUUUGACUAAAAUGGUUGAAUUUAUUUACAAUUACAUUAUUUGUAUACUGCUUUAGUAAAUAUUUCAAUGCCCCUUUUAAUCUGAGUUGGAUGAAUGUUAGAUUUUAAGGUUUAGGUCGUGCGUUCAUAAAUAUAUCAUUUCGUUAACAUAAUAUCUUGAUUACUGGCUACUAUGUGUAUAAAAUCAAAGCAAUAAGACACAUUCAAAACUUAUAUGAAAACUAAAUAAUAUUGAAACCAAAUAUCAAAAUGGCUUUCGACAAAAAUCAUUCCUUUUCGUGAUGGACGUUAAUAUAAAAUAUGGCCCAUUCGAUUGUUAGAACCAGUGAAAAAAACCCAGUGUCUUAAAAAAUCAUUCUAUAUUAAAAUUUCUGACUACCGCUUAUUUUUUUUGUAAGUUACCGUUUCGAACAUUUGACUAUUAUGUUCUAAAAUAGGCAUUUGGCCGUACAAAAAUAACUUAAGACCACCGAAACUCAUCUAAUUCUGACUUUUUCGUUUCAUUAAUCUUAAAAUUGAGCUCAGUGUAACUUUUUUUAAAGUCACGACACUGAGUCUACUUAGCAUAAACCCUAAGAAUCCUAAGAUAUCCUAAGGUCCAGUAUUUUAGCUCUAGCUAGAGUCAUAUUAACGUAAAGUCAAAAUAAAAUAGAAGAGCACAUUUUCACAAGCCAUUUACUAUAAUCUCAUAUCCACGAAUAAGAUUUUAACAUUGCAAUUAAACUGGUGCAGAAUGUUAUAAAAUGAUUUUAUGAUUGAAAUGAUUUGAGAUGAACAAAAUACACUUUGUACGGAAAAUGACUCUUUUUUGUGGUGACAGUAAAGUCGAGAUUUGAAUGGAUUAUUUUGUUCAUGCCAAAUAAUUUCAACUAAUACUGCAGAAUGUUUAUGUACCUAUAUUUCUUUAGUACGGUAACGUUUAUCGUCGAUGGAAAGCAUCCGUCUCUUUCUAGAUUUCAAGAAAAUUAUAAAGUAUGAGAGGGACGUAUGUCAUGUAUGCUUUUCGUCGUUGAUAAGGGAUCUUGUAAAUUGUCUAGUUUCGCUACGAUAGUGCUGUAACGUGUAUUGUGAUUGAUGCCAAUUGGUUUUAUAUUGUACUGUGAUGGUAUGCCUACUAAUUUAUUUUUUGUUGAGUUUUCUAAUUUUUUUCUUUUUAUUGAAGUAAUCUCGAAUAUUGAAUCUAUUGUAUUAGAAGUAGAGGACUUACGGUUGGUGAUUUCUAUUUGGUUUGCGCAAAGUAAAGGCUCCGCCAGACUUAGCGAGUGAGCCACCUGGGGAGUGGUUUGAACGUGGGUUCGUGGUACUAUUAGCCAUGAGCCAAAAUCAUUUAUUUGACAGAUCUCAGUAUAACAAAUUGGGCCUACGAAGAGUAUGAAGUUCACUAAACUUUUAUCCUCUAGCCGCCCAGAGGCCUAUAAAAAGGUCUCUCAUUCUAUUAUAUUUUGUAGCUUUAUUUUGACAAAUCAAAAUUGCAUCUAUCUUGGCAAGUUUUGAUCUUUGGGCGGCUAGAAGUUAACUGUACCAUAUAUCUCACGCGGUUUGUAAAGAAUUUGCGCGGUGAUUUUCAACUCAGUAGAAGCACAGAAUACGUAUUAUCAUGAGAGUUUUGGGACUAAAAAUACUUUAUGUAUUACAUUUUUAGUUUAUACAAAUUAGCUUUACGCAGUCUAGUCCGAGUAGUCCGUAGAUGACCACAGCAAUGACUUCUUACCAACCGCCUCUCUUGAACGGUUGACCAAUAGCAUGCCUUGCAAGUUGCAUUUUCAGCAGACACAGGGCGGGCGCGGCGCGGCUUGCGCGCGGGCGGGUAGCGGUUCCGCGUUCGAUUUACGUAGCAUUCCCUUUCCAUCCCUUGCGUUAUACCCACUCACGAGCCCACGUUUAAAUUCACCUAGAGUCGGCCCAAGCUAACUCUGCAGUGACAAUGUGGAGUGAACUCCUAUGAAAAUAUGACGAUUAUAGUCACACUUUGUCACUUUAAUGUCGAUGCAGAGUUUGCUUAAACGGACUUCUAUCACGCUCACAUUACGCUUUAUAGGUCUGGCGUAGGUUCAGGGCGAGUUUACACUGUCAUUUUUCUAGGAUUUUCGAAUGUGGCUAUUGGCCCAGUGUAAACACGCCCUUAGCCAUUGUUACCCUAUUGGGUAAAACUGUAAAGCUACAUUAUACAUUACGAAACGUCGAAGCUCAUUUAGAGUAGAUAGUUUAGAUCGCGAUGUUUCGAAUAUUUUGCGCAGUCAGAUGUUUAUGGUCAAGGAUAAUCACUUUUAUUUAGAUGUAAGCAAACAAUAUUUGUCAGAGAGAUUUAUAAAGAGUAUAGACCGUAA